AUGUUCCAGAUGGAAACCUCAAGUGCUGUUUCUAUCAUCGGUGCUGGCCCAGUGGGGCUGUACACUGCUCUCUUGUUGGGCCAGGCAGGCAUCGAGACUCACGUUUUCGAGCGCGAAGCAUUUGUUCUACAAACACCAAGAGCUGCUGCAUAUUUCCCCAUCACUCUGAAUGAGUUCGAGAAAAGUGGAAUCCUCGAUGACGUGGUAAAUGCUGGAUUUAAAAACACCGUCGGUGUUUCAUGGAGAAAACCAAAAUGUGGCGGCGUUCUAGCUUAUCUGGGCGCUGGCGACAGCUUUGCUAUACACCUAGGACAGCACGAGCUGGCAGACAUUAUCCUGAAGCACUUAGAAAAGUGCGCCAGCGUGACCGUCUGCUGGAAUACGGCCUUUGACAGGAUGGAAGAACUAGAAGGCACAGGUCAAGUAAAGAUAAUGCUUUCCCAUGGAGCCGAUAGAGUACAACAAACGCACGUCUCUCAGUAUGUAGUGGGGGCCGACGGCGGAAAAAGCGCGGUAAGGAAAAUGCUCGACAUCCCCCUCGAGGGUUUCACUUGGAAGGAUUUCACCAUCAUUGCCGCAAACAUUGAGUAUGACCUGGAGAACCAAUCAGACUGGGGUCCCGCCAGUUACGUCGUGGACCCGAAUCUCUGGGCCGUUGUCGCAAAAACCGGCAAAGGGUGCAACUGGCGGGUCGCGACUGGAGAGAAGAUCGUCGCUGGUGCAACGGAGGAUACUUGGGACGAGGCGGAAGGGACGGAGCGAAUGCGACGGAGGAUAGAGGCCAUAUUGCCUGGUGACAUCGACAAGGUGAAGAUCGUCAAGAUAUCGCCUUACAGUAUGCAUCAGCGGUGUGUCUCAACCUUCAGGAAAGGGAGGGUCGUGCUGGCAGGAGACGCCGCUCAUCUUACGAAUCCUGUCGGUGGCCUCGGGCUGACCACAGGAAUCUUGGACGCCGCGUUCCUCGGCCACCUGUUGAAACGAAUACUGCUGGAGGGUGAGUCGGACGCUUUGCUCGACACCUACGCCGCAAAGCGCCGGGAGGCGUUUAUCGAACACACCAGUCCCAUGGCUACGGCGAACCGUCUCCGGCUGUCGGGAACAGAACCCGAGGUCGUAACGGAGAGAGAGCAUUACUUCAAAAGUAUCAACAAUAUGGACAUGGACUUCUUGAUAAAUAUGGUGGACUCGGAAAACAAAAUCUCGUCAACGAUAAAUCUGUAG
Exophiala bonariae is the source of this 1221-nucleotide messenger RNA. RefSeq lists its product as uncharacterized. Gene Ontology annotation, molecular function: FAD binding; oxidoreductase activity. The record is from RefSeq and is a predicted model, not a curated record. Bases 1 to 1221 code for a protein of 406 amino acids. Lineage: Eukaryota; Fungi; Ascomycota; Eurotiomycetes; Chaetothyriales; Herpotrichiellaceae. The transcript has 3 exons.